GUGUUAGAACAUUUUAUUAAGUGAAAUGUUGCAGUUCGUAUGCCUAGCUGUUGUUGUCGCGGCAGUCUCCGCUGCCGAGUUCGAAUUCAGAAACCGUGAAGGCGGGCCAGUCUGGGUUGGAAUCCAAGGAAAUCCUGGCCAUCCGCAUCUGGAAGGUGGAGGGUUCAAGCUAGCUCAAGGGCAAUCGAGAACAAUUGGAGCUCCCGAUAACUGGGCUGGACGUUUCUGGGGCAGAACUUGGUGUGACGAUGGUUCAAACCAUUGCUUAACAGGUGAUUGUGGUAAUAGAGUACAAUGUAAUGGAGCUGGAGGAGUACCACCCGCUUCUCUAGCUGAAAUUACAAUGAAAGGAGCUGGAGGACUUGAUUUCUACGAUAUUUCUUUCGUUGAUGGAUAUAACAUCGCUAUUAGUUUUGAACCUGUAGGAGGCCAAGGAGAUGGUGGUCAAUACAGUUGUAAAAGAGCUCAGUGCCUUAGACAUCUCAACGAUGGCUGUCCCAAUGAACUCAAAGUAAUGGGACCAAAUGGAUUCGCCAUAGCAUGUAAAUCAGCUUGUCUUGCCUUUAAUACAGACCAGUACUGUUGUAGAGGUGCUUUCGGAACACCCGAAACUUGCAAGAGUUCAACCUGGCCACGUAACUAUCCUCAGGAAGUUUUUAAAUCUCAAUGCCCAGAUGCUUACAGCUAUGCUUACGAUGAUCACAAGAGUACCUUCACCUGCAAGGCUUCGAAAUAUAUUGUGCAAUUUGGUGUAUAAGAUUUAAUCUAAGACUGUUUUUUUUUUAUUAUUUUCUAAUAAAGAUAAUAACAUUUUCUAAUUAAUCAA
Molecule: messenger RNA, 826 nt
Organism: Diabrotica balteata
Lineage: Eukaryota; Metazoa; Arthropoda; Insecta; Coleoptera; Chrysomelidae
Source: the annotation of a GenBank genome assembly